Pelmatolapia mariae (spotted tilapia) is the source of this 387-nucleotide messenger RNA. RefSeq names its product cornifelin homolog B-like. Lineage: Eukaryota; Metazoa; Chordata; Actinopteri; Cichliformes; Cichlidae. Bases 1 to 387 code for a protein of 128 amino acids. The record is from RefSeq and is a predicted model, not a curated record. The transcript has 3 exons.
AUGACUUCUAAAAUGGUUGUUCGGCAACCUCAGCCGAUGAUGUAUACCCAAGAGUCUGAUGAGUGGUCAAGUGGGAUCUGUGACUGCUGUCAAGAUGUGCCAGGGUGCUGUUUUGCUUUCUGGUGCUUGCCCUGCUUUGCCUGCAUAACUUCAAGAGAUUAUGGUGAGCCUCUCUGUCUCCCCCUGCUGGAGAUUUUCAGUGGUUGUGUCCCGGCAAUCACCAUGUCCAUGAGGGUCAACAUGCGACAGCGCUAUCGCAUCAGGGGCACCAUGUGUCGGGAUUGUGCGCUUUCGACUUUCUGUUGCGCCUGCAGCUGGUGUCAGAUGUCCAGAGAAAUGAAGAGUAGGAAUGUUUCAGUUGUUAUGGUCGGUGCCAAAAACACAUAA